AUGCGGCCUCGCGGCUACAGCAUCGAUGGCGCCGGCAUCCCCAGCGUGCACGGCACGAGCGCCCUCGGCGCCCACCUGUCGUUCGGCUCCUCGGGCCUCGCACCUCGGCCGCUUGGCUACGGCGCUCCGCUCAGCCCGGCUGCGGCCGCGCCCGGCGGCCCGCCGCUGCCGCCGCAGAAGCAGCGCCGUAUUUCGGCGCCAUCCUUUGCAGCGAGCGCGCUCGACGCCGAAGUGGAGCCGCAUGGCGGCCGCUUUGACCAGGGUUUGACCGGCGGCGGCGGCGGCAGCCCGGCACUGCUUCAAGCGCAGGAGCUACUGCAGCAGGCGGCGGGAUGGCAGCAGUUUGGAGCCCCGUUCGGCACCGGCCCCAGCGCCUUGUAUGAGGACGCCCGACAGCAAGGCUUGCUGGCUGCGAUGCAAUCCCUUGGCAUUGGUGCCGCCGGCAGCGGCUGCGAGUCCGCGGCCACGGAUUGGCAGGCGGCCGCCGCGACCGCUGCUGCUAUGCAGGCCCUUCAGGCGCAGGCGGCUGGGGGCAGCGCGCUGGCCGAUGCGAUGACAGGCUACGCUCACGCGCACGCCAUGCAGGGCGCGGCACUGGGACAGGGUUCGGUCUUCCAGCAUGCGUAUCAAGCCGCCCUCCUCCACCACCACCAACAGCAACAGCAGCAGGCCGGCGCGCUCGCGGCGCAGCAGCAGCUGCAGUUGCAGCUGCUGGCCGCGCAGGCCGCCCAGGCCGCGGCGGCGGCCGCUGUGGCGCAGCACGAGCACCAUGCAGGCGCGUGGCAAGCGCUGCAGGCCGUGGCAGGCGUGGGGCAGCAACAGCAGCAGCAGCAGCAGCAGCAGCAGCAGCAGUAUCAGGCCCUUCUGUCCACGGCCGCCGCAGGCGCGCGGCCAAGCCGCGGCAGCCUGAGCGCGCCCCUGCCCGGCGUCGGCGGGCCCGGCGGCCGCCGCGCCGGCCGCCAGAGCGACGUCGGCGCGGGCGUGCGCGACGCGCACGGGCGGCGAUCGUUUGACCGGGGCCUCGUCGCCGGCGGCCCAGCGGAGAGGCAGAGCGGCAGCUGUGUGUCGGCGCCGCUGCAGCUGUGGGACGAGGCGCCGGACUACCGCCGUGUGUUUAUCGGCAACCUGGCGUGGUGGGUGGACGAGGACAUGCUGAGUCAGAGCUUCGAGCAGUUUGGCACCGUCAUCGACGUGCAGAUCAUGUGGAACACCAAGAUGCGCGGCAAGGGCAAGAAGAUCAACCGCGAGUUUGGCUUCCUGUCCUUCUCGACCCCCGAGGAGGCCGCCACCGCUAUCCACUGGAUGCACGGCGCCGUGAUCGAGGGGCUGACUAAGGACGGCGACGGGCUGACCGUGCAAUACGAGGCGCAGGGCACCAGCAAGCCCGCGGCGGCGCCAGCUGGCGGCGCCGGCGCGGCGGGCGGGGCGCCGGCGGGGGCCCGGGGGCCGCUGCGGGAGCUCGCCAUGCAACAGCAGCAGCAGCAGCAGCAGCAGCAGCAGCAGCAGCGCGCACAGGGCAUAAGCAUGGCGGGGCUGCUACCGCCCGCCGGCGGGCUCGCACUCGCAGGGCCGGCAGGGAAGCAGUUGGCCGGCGCGGCGGCGCGGCCGCCGCCGGGGCUGGAGCAGCAGGCGGCGAUGGCGGCGGCUGCACAGCAGCUGCUCGCUGCGGCCGCCGGGGCCGCCGCUAGCGACGGAGGCUCCAAUGCAAGGACGCCACCCCCUAUGUGA
Monoraphidium neglectum is the source of this 1728-nucleotide messenger RNA. RefSeq lists its product as hypothetical. Gene Ontology annotation, molecular function: RNA binding. The transcript has 2 exons. The record is from RefSeq and is a predicted model, not a curated record. The coding region runs from base 1 to 1728 and encodes 575 amino acids. NCBI's taxonomy places the organism in Eukaryota, Viridiplantae, Chlorophyta, Chlorophyceae, Sphaeropleales, Selenastraceae. Gene Ontology annotation, cellular component: ribonucleoprotein complex.